Triticum aestivum (bread wheat) is the source of this 909-nucleotide messenger RNA. Its product is annotated as actin-related protein 2/3 complex subunit 5A. Gene Ontology annotation, cellular component: Arp2/3 protein complex; actin cytoskeleton. Gene Ontology annotation, biological process: regulation of actin filament polymerization; Arp2/3 complex-mediated actin nucleation. The record is from RefSeq and is a predicted model, not a curated record. Lineage: Eukaryota; Viridiplantae; Streptophyta; Magnoliopsida; Poales; Poaceae. The transcript is spliced from 4 exons. The coding region runs from base 249 to 656 and encodes 135 amino acids.
GCGCCGGAGAAGAGAGAGAAAGAGAGAGAGGCAUCCCGAUCCCCUUUCCCCUUCGUCGUCACCCACACCUCCGGCGGACACCGGGCGCUCCCGCGGUAGACGUCGCACUUCCCGGCAAGCAGGCGCAACCAGGGCGGAGGCGGUGGACGGCUGGGGCUCGUCGGGUUCGAUUUUUCGCCGUCGGCAGCGGGAGCGAGCGAGAUCUCAGGUGAGUACCAGGCCGCUUCGCCCUCCUGGUGGCCGGCGAGAUGGCCUCAGCAGCGUACCUCGAGACGGACGAGAACCUGGAGGCCCUCAUCAGCCGCAUCGAGCAGAAGUCCCGCAAGAUCGAGACCCUCCUCAAGCAGUCCAAGCCGGUGGAGGCCCUCAAGACGGCGCUCGAGGGGUCGCCCCUCAAGACCCGCGACGAGCGAUGCAAGUCGGCGAACUGGAUCGUGGUGCACCGCGCCAUGAUGGCGAUCAGGGACAUCGGCGGCAUGUUCAACUCACUGGACACCGAGUACUACGACAUCCUCAUGAAGUACCUGUACAGAGGUUUGUCCACUGGCGACCGGCCGACGUGCGACCAGUGCCUCAAAAUCCAUGAGAAGCUGACGGAGAGAGCUGGCUUAGGAUGCAUACUGCGGUCACUCGCCGACACUGUAAACACCGUGUGAACCUCCUUCGUCUUCAUUAAGUUCCUAUGCUGUGAAGAUCCCGUCAGGUCGAAUUAGUUCUAUGGACUUUAUAAAUGCAGAAGGUGAUUGUUGACCUCUUCUCUUUGCUGUUUGGCAGCUUCAUGGAUACUCUCUCUGUAAACUAAUAUAAAAGCGUUUAGAUCAUUAAAAUACGAAGGGAGUAGAUAAGAGCAUUGUUGUAUUGUGCCAUGCUUAGUGCUAGUUUGCUUAAUUGCAUCUUGAUUACAAGAUA